This is a messenger RNA of Eutrema salsugineum, 801 nucleotides long. RefSeq names its product transcription factor MYB10. The record is from RefSeq and is a predicted model, not a curated record. The transcript has 3 exons. NCBI's taxonomy places the organism in Eukaryota, Viridiplantae, Streptophyta, Magnoliopsida, Brassicales, Brassicaceae. Bases 67 to 780 code for a protein of 237 amino acids.
AUGUGUGUAUAUAAACAUGAAUAUUUAUCAGUUUUUCUCUGAAAAGUUAAAGUCGGUGUGUGUGGGAUGGGGAAAAGAAGAGCACCAUGCUGUGACAAUAGCCAAGUGAAGAGAGGGCCAUGGAGUGAUGAAGAAAGUGAAAGACUCAGAGCUUUUAUUCUUAAAAAUGGUCAUCACAAUUGGAGAUCUCUCCCCAAACUCGCUGGAUUGAGGAGAUGCGGGAAGAGUUGCAGAUUAAGAUGGAUAAACUAUCUGAGACCAGGUCUCAAACGAGGCAAUUUCACCAAAGAGGAGGAAGAAACCAUUAUCCACCUUCACCAAGCUCAUGGAAACAAGUGGUCAAAGAUCGCAUCACACUUGCCGGGAAGAACAGACAACGAGAUCAAGAACGUGUGGAACACUCACCUCAAGAAACGAUUGAUAAAGAGCAACUCAUCAGCAUCAGAUGUUACCUUUCAAGCCUCUUCCAUCUCCUAUUCUUCCUCAUCUUCCUACUCAUCAGUCUCUAACGACGACGCUAUUAACAGCGAGAAGCGUAAUCAGGAGAAUGAUUUUGAGGAAAUCUUGGUGGAGCAUAUGGCAUGUGGAUUUGAGGUGAAUGCACCACAAUCACUAGAAUUUCUUUUUGAAGAUCACCAGAUUCCAUCUCCUCCUAUACCUAAACCAGAGUCGCUAGAAAUCCAUGGGCAAUCAUAUCACGAGUUAUGUAGCCGAUUGGUUGAACCAGAGUUAGAUGAUUACAAUGAGUGGCUCAACUAUCUGGAUAACCAAACUUUCUAGAACAUAAUGUCUUAUUUUUGC